Messenger RNA from Vitrella brassicaformis, 1031 nucleotides. The record is from the annotation of a GenBank genome assembly. NCBI's taxonomy places the organism in Eukaryota, Vitrellaceae.
AUGCACUGCUAUACAAUAGAAUACACAGACCUCAUCCAUGUCAUGUGCCCUAGAAGUCAGGCGUCAUCUCAUCUCACACGAAGAGCCCAACCAACAGCUGUCUGUACACAAGCAGCAGUCUCGCCGCUAGACCAAUGUCGACCAUUCUUCCUUCCUGAUGCUGGCGUAGAUCCUGUCUGGCACGAUCCGGAAGAACAGAGACCCGUGCCAACCAGGACAGACGACAACCGAAGGCAGACAGUCGACAUGGCUGUGACUGACUCAGGUAAGGUACUUCUUGCCGGCCUGUUUGACUCGUUUGUCGAACCCCGAGGAGUAGAUGGGCCGAUUGACCUCAUAGAAGGGAUUCAGCAACGUCUGCGCACACACGGAUACACCACACACACACACACACACACACACACAGAGAGAGAGAGAUAUCAGCACGGGGGCAGGGUGCAUGUGCAUGUGUGUGCUGCCUCCCUCUCUGCCUCUCUUCUCUGCCUGGCUGGCUGGCUGGCUGUCUGACCCUGAUGUAUAGGUCGUGGACCUCCUGGAAGAAGUUCUUGAUGUUGUCCUCGUUGCGGUGCUUGUGCAGCAGCAUCAACUUGAUGUGCCCCGCCGUUACAUAGCCCGACACGAAGAACUCAUUGAACUUGUCCACCAGCUUCAGAUACCUUCACACACCCGAACAACACACAAACACACGAUUCAUCUGCUGUCUGUCAGCAGACCGCCAUAUGCUCACAUCUGUUGAGUGUGGAAGACCUGCGCGUCCACCAUGUCGAGAGCCGCGUGGAGGAUGAACUGGUCAAGGUGCGGGCUGUCGUCCCGCUUGCCCGCCGAGCUCAGGUCCGCCUCGUACAGCAGCUGGUCGCCCUUGCCCACAAUCACAAACACAUACACCGUCGCCAUCGACAAUCAAUCUGAGCGGCUGCGGCUCCAAAUCUUCACUCAGAGAUGGAAUAUUGGCUCAGAUCAUGGGCAGCAAAGGGCCUCUGGCAUGUUGACCGCUGCGCAUCGACGCCCAGACACUUUCUCUGAGGUCUCAC